Molecule: messenger RNA, 372 nt
Organism: Knipowitschia caucasica
Lineage: Eukaryota; Metazoa; Chordata; Actinopteri; Gobiiformes; Gobiidae
Source: the annotation of a GenBank genome assembly
AUGUUCAGUGAAAUUGUGCACGGUUUGGUGAUUCGGACUCAAAAUGACAACAAAGUGAACCCGGAUGACCCGGGGGCUGAGCUGGUACCGGCUGCUCUGCGGAUUGGCAUCAUCCCUGCAGGCUCCACUGAUUGUAUCUGCUUCAGCACAGUGGGCACCAACGAUCCGGUCACGUCUGCUUUACACAUCAUUGUGGGUGAUUCGCAACCGAUGGACGUGUGCUCCGUCCACCACAACGACUCCUUUCUCAGAUUCUCCGUUUCGCUGCUUGGUUACGGUUUCUACGGAGAUGUGUUGUCCUAUAGUGAAAGUAAAAGAUGGCUGGGUCCCGCUCGCUACGACCUUGCUGGUAAAAAGAAAAAAAACUAUUAA